GGUAAGCUCCGCUGUUCACUUAGAAAACAUCAUGGCGGAGGAGGGAAAACAAAAUAAUGGAUACCAGAGAAAUUCAACGCCAAUGUAGCUAAACAAAAUACAAUCUUUGGUUAUCCAGUUUGAAGUAUAUCAUAUACGUAUGCUAUGAACCCGCAUUAACACCUGACACAAGCGGCGUUUCCAGUUUUACUGUAGUUAAAGUUUUAAUCGCCUUUUGACAAUUCUGCUCUAACUCUCCGCUUCAAGCUAAAGUGCCUGAAGUUGAUUUGCUGCCAUGCCGGUGCACCGUGACCGGGAGAAGAAGGAGAGUACAGCAGAGGAGAUGGAGGUAGAAGAGCAAGAGCAGGAGGCGUCCAGCUCAGAGGAGGAGGAUUCUGACACCUCCUCUGUCUCUGAGGAUGGAGACAGCUCAGAAAUGGAUGAGGAGGACUGUGAGCGAAGGAGGAUGGAGUGUCUGGAUGAAAUGUCGAACCUGGAGAAACAGUUCACUGAUCUCAAAGACAAGCUGUAUCGGGAGCGUCUCAGUCAAGUGAACAGCAAGCUGGCAGAGGUGGAGGCCGGUCGGGCUGCAGAAUAUCUGGAGCCUCUGGCAGUACUGUUGGAGAACAUGCAGGUCCGCACCAAAGUGGCAGGAAUCUACAGAGAGUUGUGUCUGGAGUCUGUGAAGAACAAGUAUCAGUGUGAGAUCCAGGCCGCAUGCCAGCACUGGGAGAGUGAGAAGCUGCUGCUGUUUGAUACAGUACAGAGUGAACUGGAGGAGAAAAUCAGAAGACUGGAGGAGGACAGACACAGCAUAGAUAUUUCAUCAGAGCUGUGGAAUGAUGAGUUGUCAGGAAGGAAGAAGAGGAGAGAUGCUUUAAGUCCAGACAAGAAGAGGAGAAGACCAUCAGUGGUGUCUGGCCCAUAUAUUGUCUAUAUGCUACCUGACUUGGACAUCCUGGAGGAUUGGACAGCCAUCAGAAAGGCUGUGGCUACGCUGGGUCCCCACAGAGGGAAGGCCGACUCUGACAGCUCCGUGUUCCCAUUCAGACCAGAUAGAAACAGACCCAUACUAAACUGCUGAGGCGCUCACGCGCACAUACAGUCACACUUUAGGAAACGCACACAGUGGAACAUUUGUCUGAAUCUCCCCACAAUCCACUACACUGCUCAGCUAACAGCGACACCAGUCGGUAAGCUGCCUCUCGUGCCAACAGGCACACGAAACGGGCAAGAGGGACUCAUAGGUUUGAUUCCCCGUAAAGGACAAACGGGAAAAACAGUUUUUUCUACUGACAUGUCAGUUACCAGUACUUCCACUCAGAAUUGGGCUAUCGAUUUUAAUUAAAAAAAUUUUUUUUUUUUUUUUUGGUCUGUUCCAGUUUCUGUUCCCUCAGUGGAGCGAGUGGAUAGGUAAGAGAGGGUUUCCCUAUUAACAGACAGUUAUAAGCAAAUGAAGAGUUUAAUUCCAAAUAUAAUAUACCAUAUAAACCAUUAAGGAAAAAUGUGAUACCCAGAAUUCAGUCUAUACAGUUUUUUAAAGGAUUUGUGUUUUCAGCUUGUAAAAACCACUGAAGCAACCUUUAAGUAUCACUGGACACUAAAACUAACAAAAUCUGGGUUUUAUUGACUAAUGCCUUGAAUUUAAAUAGAAGGCUGAUACUCCUAGUGGCACACAAAAUGUGCCAAAAUAACUCCUGGUAUGAAAUUAGAACAUGAUUUCAGUAGUCCUUAAAUCAUGCACAUGUACAUGUAUACUACAUCAUUUCAGACAGUGUUUUUCCUCUGACCUCCAAGCAUUAGAUCACAACUGUUUUUCUUCAAAGUAUGUGUCACAUUUUGGAUUGAAAUCUUUGAAAUGAUCAGGGGCAAAUGGUUUUCAGUCCUUGUUUACAUAUCGAACAGAUCCAUCCACUUGGGUCCACCUACAAUACAUUUUUUUUAACCUACCAGUUGUUAAGGGUGCUAAUGUGUUUACACAUUAAGGGACAUUUUUGUACAACCUAGUUACCACCCCGAGCGCAUGUGACUGUUUUGUUUGUUUGUUUGUUUGUUUGUUUUUAAUGCUUCUUAGACCUAGCAAGCUCCGUCAUCUGACAUGGACGCCGUUAAACAGGCCUCGAGUCACAUGGAUUGUUUUCCCAAUCGUCUGAACAUUGCAAUCACUCGCAGUUCAAGAGCCUUUGCAAACAUUUAAAUGUGAGUUUUAUUUGGCAAUACUGGAGCAUUCAGAAGCUUUUCCUCCUUGGAGUAUUCAAAGCAGGAAGUCACAAUCAUUAUGCGCUCAUUGACAAGAUCACAGGCUCCACAUCAUUGGGUGUAAUUGUAAGCACUGAGAUUUUUAACCUUAAACGAAGCUUCCAAUGACAUAUGGGGAAAUACUAGUUCAUAUAUGAACCUUGUCCAUUGUUCCAUAAAAUAUUUUCAAAUUUUGUAUUUUUUUUUUUUGUGGAUCAGUUUAAAAGUAUUGUAUGAUACUAAUAAUUACACUUUGUUAUGAUGUUUUGAAUAAUUAGGUGAUCAUAUGACAGUUUGUACAGUCUUUUGUUGUUUCAGAGAGCAUCCAGUACUCAUCAGUGCCUAUAUCUGAAUUUGAGUUCAGUUAAAUUUCGUCGUCAUGCUCUUUUGUUUUAGUGGUACAGCUCGCAUUUCCAGGAGUUACAGUUUGGUUGCUGAGAAAAAAUCGGAUAGCAGUAAUUAAAAUGAAAUAUAGGGAAAUAAAUAUUUCAAGAUUGUGUCAGCAUAGAGACCCAGACAGAGUUACGUCAACACAUUCAGAAACAAUAAUAUUUAGAUCUGCCUGUCUAAAGCUCAAAUCCAUGGAGAUAUUAGAUUUCUACUGGGCGCUCAUUUUAAGCUUUAACGUGCCCUUUUCUAACCAGUCAAACACCACCUCGGCUGGUAAUUCAGUGGGUAGUGGCAAAAAUGUUGCAAAAAAAGAUGUGAUUUCAAUAGAUCUUAGGGCAAAACCAUAUGAAGUGUUAAUAGGAUACCUGGGCAUCUUUUUUGCCCUUUCAUAAAAAUCCCAUAAAUUUGUUAAUGUAUAAUUCUCAUCUUUUUUUAUUAACCACUGCAUCAUUGAUUGCAAUUGCAAUGUGUCAGUAAUGCAAUGACAUGCUAAGCAGGUUAACAAAAAGAUUUUAACUGAAGGCUACAUGUUACACAAUCAACAUAUGCAAAGGGUUAGGGUAAAAUACCAAGUCAAAUACCAAGGUAUCCGUCCAAAGUUGUUACUCACCAGGUAUUAUUGUAAACGUUCUCUGCUUGUUGUAUCUACCUCUUCUCUCUUUCUCUCUCUCUGUCGUGCACUUGUAAAAAAUACUCAUUCACUACUCAUGAACCUCUAAAUGCUUCCACCAUUGUGACCUUCCUUACAAGAAUUGAUUUUUCUUUUUUUCUUUUCUUUUAUAAUUCCAGUGCAUUACUGGUUAAUAUGGCUGUGAUUCGUGCAGGUCUGUCAGGACCUUUUAAAAGCCUGCAGCGAUGAUGGCUAAUUGUAUAGAGGGGGAAUGAACCAAACCGCUCCCCUGAAUCUUCAGAGAUAACCUAUUGUUCAUACAGGAUGACAAACAAACUGCCAUUUAAUAGUACCGAUUUUUAUAAGCUGUGGGUUUUGGAGUUUAAGGUGGUGGGGAUGUGAAAUACAAAACUGAUAUUUUUCGACCGUUUAUGUUAAGCAAUCUGUCGGGUACAUUUGUGUCUUCUUUGUUAAUGAUGCGGAUGGGUUUUACAA
This is a messenger RNA of Xiphias gladius (swordfish), 3712 nucleotides long. RefSeq names its product BRMS1 like transcriptional repressor a (gene brms1la). NCBI's taxonomy places the organism in Eukaryota, Metazoa, Chordata, Actinopteri, Istiophoriformes, Xiphiidae. The transcript is spliced from 9 exons. Gene Ontology annotation, molecular function: histone deacetylase binding. Gene Ontology annotation, cellular component: Sin3-type complex. The coding region runs from base 275 to 1063 and encodes 262 amino acids. Gene Ontology annotation, biological process: negative regulation of transcription by RNA polymerase II. The record is from RefSeq and is a predicted model, not a curated record.